AAGGAAAAGUGUGGCAACAUGCUACAUGACGAGGUUGAAUUGUUGUCUGUCAGUGCACGGCAAUUCACUGCUCCGGGUUUACAUUUUCGUACAAUAUAAAAAAAAAACUUAGGCCACCAACUUAGACUACUAGACGCAGUUCUCAGUUUUUCAUCAUGGCUCGUCGUUAUGACACUCGUACAACCAUUUUUUCACCUGAAGGUCGACUGUAUCAAGUCGAGUAUGCUAUGGAAGCCAUUGGCCAUGCCGGAACUUGCCUAGGCAUUCUAGCCUCAGAUGGUAUUGUGUUGGCAGCAGAGAGGCGUAACACAAAUAAACUACUUGAUGAAGUGUUUUUCUCUGAAAAGAUCUAUCAGCUUAAUGCUGAUAUGGUAUGCAGUGUUGCAGGGAUCACAUCUGAUGCUAAUGUCCUAACAAAUGAACUUCGACUCAUUUCACAACGCUACCUUUUGCAAUAUGGAGAAUCUAUUCCAUGUGAACAACUAGUUUCCUGGUUGUGUGAUGUCAAACAAGCUUACACACAGUAUGGUGGAAAGAGGCCAUUUGGUGUGUCACUUCUUUAUGCAGGGUGGGACCACCAGUAUGGAUUUCAGCUGUAUCAGUCAGAUCCAUCAGGAAAUUAUGGUGGAUGGAAAGCCACCUGUAUUGGAAAUAACAGUGCUGCUGCAGUGUCAAUGCUAAAACAAGAAUACAAGGAAGGAGAAACUAAAAUUGACGAUGCUUUGGCUUUGGCUAUCCGUGUUAUGAGCAAAACCAUGGAUGCCACUAAGCUUACUCCAGACAAACUGGAACUGGCUACUCUCACACGACAUGAUAACAAGACCUAUAUCAAAGUUCUCCCCGUCGCACAGGUCAAAACUCUGAUUGCCGAUCACGAGAAAAAAGAAGCUGCUGAAGCAGCAAAAUCCAAACCUCCUCCAGCCUAUAACCCACCUGCUUAUAGUUCUCCAGCCUACACUCCAACAGGUGUUGAAACUCCUGCUUACACAGAAUCACCGGUUUACAAGCCACAAGUGCACUCACCACUGGCCUACCCUUCUCCGGCAUACAGCGAGGCACCACCAUCGGAGCCUGAAUAUCCUUACAAACACAUACCAGAAACAAAUAAUGGUGUCAACAAGGGAAUUUCUUUUAACAAUGAUUUCCCAAAGUUUGAUGACUUCAUUCAACAUGUUGAGAACAUCAAAUUUGAUAAAUUUAAGAUCUAGGUUACGAAAAACAUAAUGCCUAUGUAUCAUAUAAUCAUAUGCAUCAUAUAACAAGUUGAACCAAAAAUUCACUCUGCAAUUUAUCAAUUGACUUUUUUAACAUAUUUUACUUUGUUUAAAUUGCAAUCUAGGAUUUCUUCCAUCGCUCCAUCGCUUCACUGUUAUUUCAAAUGAUACUUGAAAAAAUUUGUACAUCUAUGUUUAUCGAGUAAACAUGUGUGUCUACUAAA
Daphnia magna is the source of this 1438-nucleotide messenger RNA. It is a transcript of the gene Prosalpha3, whose product is annotated as proteasome subunit alpha type-4. The record is from RefSeq and is a predicted model, not a curated record. NCBI's taxonomy places the organism in Eukaryota, Metazoa, Arthropoda, Branchiopoda, Diplostraca, Daphniidae. Bases 156 to 1208 code for a protein of 350 amino acids. The transcript has 6 exons. Gene Ontology annotation, biological process: ubiquitin-dependent protein catabolic process. Gene Ontology annotation, cellular component: nucleus; proteasome core complex, alpha-subunit complex; proteasome core complex.